This is a messenger RNA of Staurois parvus, 300 nucleotides long. Lineage: Eukaryota; Metazoa; Chordata; Amphibia; Anura; Ranidae. The record is from the annotation of a GenBank genome assembly.
UCAUGGGGCCCCCGGGCAAUAGGGGAUCAUGGGGCCCCUGUGUCCUUGCCCAAACUCAAAAAACCUAUGAAAAAGGAACCAGGGGCAUCUCAUGGGGCCCCCUACUGACCCCGGGCCCUCGGGCAGUGCCCGAGUUUCCAAAUGGUCAGUCCGCCCCUGUAUAUGCCCCUGCCUUGGUAAGAACAGUACUGUGCUGUCAUUCACAAUUCAGUCUAGGUUUAAAGUUAUAUCUGCAUGACCAACACUGAAAUCUAGGUUCAUAGAUGAUACUUGAGAGUUCUACAACAGGAAAUGUGAUGU